Messenger RNA from Cataglyphis hispanica, 2057 nucleotides. RefSeq names its product monocarboxylate transporter 3-like. Gene Ontology annotation, biological process: monocarboxylic acid transport; transmembrane transport. The record is from RefSeq and is a predicted model, not a curated record. NCBI's taxonomy places the organism in Eukaryota, Metazoa, Arthropoda, Insecta, Hymenoptera, Formicidae. The transcript is spliced from 10 exons. Bases 514 to 1932 code for a protein of 472 amino acids. Gene Ontology annotation, molecular function: monocarboxylic acid transmembrane transporter activity.
CAGUGUUGCAAACGAUUCGUCUGUAACUAGUAGACACGUGCAUGAAACAAUCACUUGCCAAUUAUAUUAAAUCGUGUUCAAUCAUUUAUGUUGGCAAAUUACAAAGAUCUGUUCAUUAUUGAGCAAGAAAGAAAGGAGUAGCUAGAUAUAUAAAGUGUAGCAUAAAAGAUCGCACGCUUCUCGUUCAAUCGAUCGUACAUACAUAUUGAUAUAAAACUUUCCGUUAUAUAGAUUGUCCAGUAGUACUUCUCUAAUUGUAAGAGUGGAAGUGAAAACAAGUGUAGAAGUAAAUUGCUGACAUCACGACCAACGAUUAGUCAUCCCGAAACAAGAAGCCGUACAGUAGUGAGGCAAACGUAUCUGAUUAGUGAUGAGCAAAUGCUGUUCGAUCGAAAAACGCUCAUGUAAUUUACAAAUCAUUGACAGAACAUAGCUCUCAGUAUAUGUGUGCAGUGUGUUUUAUCAUCAAUAUUACUCUAUGCAAAGCUGUAUUAGAAGCGGUUUAUUUGGAAAAUGACAGAAAAUAUAAAGAAAGAUGUUAAAAAACCUCCGGAUGGUGGCUGGGGCUGGUUCGUUUGUCUUGGAAGCAGUUUAAUUACGCUUUCUUUGCGUUCUUUGGAUCCAUCUUUCGGGCUACUUUUCCAAGAUCUGCUGUUGGACCUCGAUGUGGAUUCUACAGGGACGUCGAUUAUAAUGAGCAUUCUAGAUGCUAUUGUCAAUUUUACAGGUUUUUUAGUUGGACCAUUAUUAAAAAAAUUUUCUUAUCAACAAGUCGCAUUCUUUGGAUCUUUACUCAGCUGCAGUGGCUUAAUACUUACAUCAAGGGCUAAUAGUAUGCUUUAUAUUAUUUGUACCUACAGCAUCUUAGGAGGCCUUGGUACUGGCCUUGCGACAGCUUGUUCCUUCGUUGCACUGAAUACAUUUUUUGACAAAAAGCGUGGCCAAGCCGUUGGAUUUUCCAUGGCAGGAACUGCAUUGGGAAUGAUGCUCGUGCCGCAGCUAAUAUAUAUGUUGCUGAAAUUAUAUGGAUUUCGUGGCACAACUCUUAUCAUGGGAGGAUGGGCGUUGCAUUCUGUAGUAGGAUCAUGUUUAUUACGUCCACUUGAAGAACAAUCAUUGUCACUCCCAGUCGAUGAAAAGACUGAUAAAAAACGAGAAAACGAAGCUUUAUUAAUGAAAACAAAUCCUACUGGAUCACGGAGGAUGUCGAACGGAUCAACUUGGACCAAAGAUCAAAAGACAGAAGACGAAUCAAAACUAUCAUCUAAAAAUGAAUCGUUUAUGAAGAAGAUAAAAGCAACCUUUGACUUGGAUCUUCUCAAGAAUCCUACAUACUUAAACGUCUCUCUAGGUUGCAGUCUUUAUUACGUAGCCGAAUCAAACUUUAAAUUAAUGAUGCCUUUCUUUCUCUCGGGUAUCGGAAUGACGAAAGCGGAAGUCGCCUUUUUCUUAUCCUUGACUGCAUUCGUUGACAUCCUCGCCAGGCUAUUGUUGCCGACACUUUUCGAUAAAUUUGGCUGGAAGAAACGCAUGAUCUUUUGGAUAUUCUGUCUCUUUCUUGGAAUCACACGUUCUGUACUGGCAGAACAAACGGCAAAGAUAUCAUUAAUCACCAUGUUCGUGAUAGCGGGAUUCUUGCGUGGCGCUACAUUGGUAAAUCUUAAUCUCUGCAUAUCAGAAUGUUGUACUUUGAAGAAGCUACCGAGUGCAUUUGGAAUGUAUAUGGUAUUCAAGGGCUUGUGCGUGGUCACUAUAAGUCCUUUAAUCGGAUACAUCAGAGAUGUCAGCGACAGUUACAAGAUCUGCAUCCACAUAAUGACCGCUAUUAUACUUAUUACUUUCAUUAUGUGGAGCAUUGAAUUUCUAUAUAUUGCCUUUUGUAAACGACGAUUUAUUAUAACCAAAAAAUUACAAAUGCAGAUAACUGAGUAGAAAUUUAAAUGUAAUAGUAAUUAUACGAUAAUUUUGAAUGUAUUUUUUACAAGCACGUUUAAAUUUAACGCAACUGAAAAAGCACAAAUAUUAAUAAAAUUAAUUAAUUUUUUAAUCAUUUUUUU